UUCAUACUUCAAAGCCAUUCUUCGUUUUAAAAAUCUCUUCCUCUGUCCUAAAUGAGUCCCUGUACUCAGUCAAUACUCUUCUCUUUGUAUCUCAACGCAACAUUUGUUCAGCUUUAAACUCGUGCAUCACUUUCACGGAUUAAUGAAUGAAGUUCCUUCUAAAUUAAAUUAAAUGUCAAUUAAAGUGAUAGAUACCCUAACUCUAAUCCCAAUAACCGACUAAUUCAAGCUAUUCAACGGAGUUAGCGAAGUCCUUAAAGAGAAUUUGCACUGUCCACACUUUGAUUGAAGAGGAUUCACGUAAGGAAUCCGUAAUAGAAGGGAAUAUCCGCUAUUUAAAGCAUUGCAACGUAUGAUAUCGAGACGCAAGAACAUGUAUGCCUGCCAUCUUAUCAUCUUAUCAUCAUAUGUCUUUUUAAUAAAAAAUCCAACUUCCUUUUUCACGUAUGAGAUAUUUCAAGACGAUGAAUUCCGAGUGGAACCGAUGGAAACUGAGAUAUCGACUCAAGCUGUGCGCGUCGGUCAAUAAACUUCCCGCCAACGUCGCUCGUGGCCGACUUCCUAAUGCUCCAAGCGACAAGACCAAUGACAGUGCCGGGAUUGAAGGUCACGUGGCCAGCUAAUGCCCUCAGUGCGACUACGCGGGAACGUAGCUCGCCAAUUGGUUGUGGACGAACGUUUACUCGUUUCCACGGCGCAAGUAUCGCCCGGCUGGAGCCGAUGAGACGCUCAAUCCGUAAAAACGUGCUUGAGUGCGCGACGUAGCGCAGUGGGUCAGCCGGCAUUGAUUCGGCAGCACAUGUGAAAGAUAUCGCGAACGAUGCCCGUUCACGUGUCCACCAGGCCCGAUGGCAGAAUCGACUGUUACCUUCUUUUGGAAGACGGCAGUUUUUAUCCAGGAAAACGUUUCGGUGCCAACGUACCCGUCGACGGUGAAAUUGUUUUCCAGACUGGUCUGAUCGGUUAUCCGGAAUCACUCACGGACCCUUCUUAUCACGCCCAAAUUUUAGUGCUUACUUAUCCACUCAUAGGAAAUUAUGGUAUCUUUGGUGACGAUAAGGACGAAUAUGGUAUACCAUAUUGGUUCGAAUCUCAUCGCAUUUGGGCUGCUGGACUCGUGGUCGGGGAAGUUUGCGAGAAGCCGAGUCAUUGGCGAUAUAUCAAAACCUUAUCUCAAUGGAUGACAGAACAAAAUGUACCCGGAAUAUAUGAAGUUGACACACGAGCACUAACAAAAGUUAUUCGUGAAAAGGGCACAAUUUUGGGCAAGAUAAUAUUCGAUCAGCCACCGCAAAAUAGUAUUCGAUCACUUGGCACUUCGAUGACAAGUCUAUGUAUAGAAGAUCCCAAUAACAGGAAUCUGGUGGCAGAAGUUUCCCAGCCGGUACCAAAAACGUACAAUCCGAGCGGACACCCUCGCAUAUGCGUAGUGGAUUGUGGAUUGAAGUAUAACCAGUUGAGGUGCCUGUUAAGACGUGGUGCUCGCGUAGACAUCGUACCUUGGAACCACGACUUGAGAAUCGCCGAAUACGACGGUCUGUUUCUCAGCAACGGUCCAGGUGAUCCCAAUAUGUGCCGCGAGACCAUAAGGAAUAUCCAGGCGUUUUUCCAAGAAGAAAAGAAAAAAGAGGGAAAGAGAAGACCCAUCUUUGGCAUAUGCCUUGGGCAUCAGUUGUUAUCUUUGGCCGCUGGAUGUGUUACAUAUAAAAUGAACUACGGCAAUCGAGGCCACAAUCAACCGGCGACCCAUCAUGGUACCAAACGUUGCUUCAUGACCUCGCAGAAUCACGGAUUCUGCGUCGACGCGUUUCGACUGCCGACCGAUUGGGAGGUACUCUUCACCAACACCAAUGACAACAGUAAUGAAGGUGUGACUCACACAUACCUGCCGUACUUCUCCGUUCAAUUUCACCCGGAACACACAGCGGGUCCUGAAGAUUUAGAAUGUCUCUUCGACGUGUUUCUGGAGAGUGUGAAGGACGAGAUCAACGGUUGCCCGCGGAUCUCAAUAAAGGACAGAAUCAUUCAGAAACUGACCUACCAACCUGCGGUGCCGGUGGCGGUUAAUCGCCCAAAGAAAGUACUGAUUUUGGGCUCAGGUGGACUGAGCAUCGGUCAGGCCGGAGAAUUCGACUACUCAGGCUCGCAGGCGAUAAAAGCUCUGAAGGAAGAAUCGAUACAGACUCUAUUAAUUAAUCCCAAUAUCGCCACGGUGCAGACUUCGAAAGGCAUGGCUGAUAAGGUGUACUUCUUGCCGAUCACGCCGAAAUACGUCGAGCAGGUAAUACGAUCGGAGAGGCCGGACGGAGUGCUAUUGACAUUCGGUGGACAAACCGCUCUCAAUUGCGGCGUGGAACUUGAGAAGAAUGGAGUGUUUGCGAAAUACAAUAUUAAAAUCUUAGGAACACCGAUCGAGUCUAUCAUACAAACCGAGGACAGAAAAAUGUUCGCAGAUCGCAUUGGCGAAAUAAAUGAAAGAGUUGCACCGAGUGCUGCUGUGUAUUCUAUUCAAGAGGCAUUAGAUGCUGCAGAACAAUUGGGCUAUCCUGUUAUGGCACGUGCUGCGUUUUCACUCGGCGGUCUUGGAUCCGGAUUUGCGAAUACGAAGGACGAACUCAGAAUAUUGGCCCAGCAAGCUUUGGCUCAUUCCAGCCAAUUGAUAAUCGACAAAUCUCUGAAAGGUUGGAAAGAAGUCGAGUACGAAGUUGUUCGGGAUGCGUAUGACAACUGCAUUACGGUGUGUAACAUGGAGAACGUCGAUCCUCUCGGUAUCCACACCGGUGAAUCAAUCGUUGUAGCACCGAGUCAAACACUAUCGAAUAAGGAGUACAACAUGCUGCGAACUACCGCCAUAAACGUCAUCAGACAUUUCGGCAUUGUCGGAGAGUGCAAUAUUCAGUAUGCUCUGAACCCCUCUUCCGAGGAGUACUACAUUAUUGAAGUGAACGCCAGAUUGUCCAGAAGUUCAGCUUUAGCCAGCAAAGCUACCGGGUAUCCUUUGGCUUACGUAGCCGCUAAAUUGGCUCUAGGAAUACGUCUUCCGGACAUUCGGAACUCCGUCACUGGAGAUACAACGGCUUGCUUUGAGCCCAGUCUCGAUUAUUGCGUGGUCAAAAUACCAAGAUGGGAUCUCAGCAAAUUUCAUCGUGUCUGCACCAAAAUCGGCAGUUCCAUGAAGAGCGUGGGCGAAGUGAUGGCGAUCGGCCGUAAAUUCGAGGAGGCUUUCCAGAAGGCAUUGAGAAUGGUUGACGAGAACGUGAACGGCUUCGAUCCUUACGUGAAGCCGGUCAACGACGAGGAGUUGGAGAAGCCGACCGACAAGAGAAUGUUCGUCCUCGCCGCUUCGAUCAAGGCCGGUUACACGGUCGAUCGGCUGUACGAGCUCACCAAGAUCGAUCGUUGGUUCCUCGAGAAGAUGAAGAACAUCAUUGACUAUUACACGAUCCUAGAGAACACCGACCACACGAAACUCAUGCACGACGUGUUGCUGGGCGCGAAGAAAAUCGGCUUCUCGGAUAAACAGAUCGCUGCUGUAGUGAAGAGUUCAGAAUUGGCAGUUAGAUUGCAGAGACAAGAACACCGCAUACUACCUAUGGUCAAGCAGAUUGAUACGGUUGCUGCUGAAUGGCCAGCCACUACAAAUUAUCUCUAUCUGACAUACAGUGGCACUACUGACGAUGUGGAAUUUCCUGGAGGAUAUACGAUGGUGAUAGGUUCCGGGGUAUACAGAAUCGGCAGCUCGGUGGAGUUCGACUGGUGUGCCGUGAGUUGUUUGCGCGAACUGCGAAAUCUUGGGCGCAAAACCAUCAUGGUGAAUUACAAUCCGGAAACUGUUAGUACCGACUACGACAUGAGCGACCGAUUGUACUUCGAGGAGAUCUCCUUCGAGGUGGUGAUGGAUAUAUACGAUCGUGAGUGCCCUGAAGGUAUUAUUCUGUCUAUGGGCGGACAGCUACCUAACAAUAUUGCCAUGGAUCUACAUAGACAGCAAGCACGAAUCCUCGGAACCUCGCCGGAAUCAGUCGACGGCGCCGAGAAUCGCUUCAAGUUCUCCCGUAUGCUCGACGGCAUCGGUAUAUCGCAACCGAGAUGGAAAGAAUUAACGAACUUGAAGUCCGCCAUUGAAUUUUGCGAGACAGUCGGCUAUCCGUGCCUUGUUCGCCCUUCGUACGUACUGAGCGGAGCUGCGAUGAAUGUCGCCCAUUCGCAUCAGGAUCUCGAGUCUUAUUUGAAAAGCGCCAGCGAAGUCAACAAGGAACAUCCAGUCGUGAUAUCAAAAUUCAUUCUCGAAGCAAAGGAGAUCGAUGUUGAUGCUAUAGCUUACGAAGGGAUCAUUUUAUGUAUGGCAGUCUCCGAACAUGUAGAAAACGCUGGAGUUCAUUCAGGUGACGCUACAUUGGUAACACCACCACAGGAUAUUAAUCCAGAGACUCUGAUGAAGAUAAAGAGCAUUUCCAAAGCAGUAGCUGCGUCCUUGGGAGUUACCGGUCCCUUCAACAUGCAGUUGAUCGCAAAGGAUAACGAGUUGAAGGUGAUCGAAUGUAACGUCAGAGUAUCAAGAUCUUUCCCUUUUGUCUCGAAAACUUUGGAUCACGAUUUCGUCGCAAUGGCAACUCGAAUUAUCAUUGGGGAAAGAAUAGAUCCUGUGGACGUUCUAGCUGGUUGCGGAAAAGUUGCAGUGAAAGUACCCCAAUUUUCUUUCUCUCGGCUGGCCGGCGCUGACGUAACUCUGGGUGUCGAGAUGGUAUCUACAGGCGAAGUAGCGUGCUUCGGCGACAAUCGUUACGAGGCUUACCUAAAAGGCAUGAUAAGCACCGGCUUUCACAUUCCUCAGAGAGGUAUUUUACUCUCUAUAGGAAGUUUCAAGCAUAAAAUGGAACUGCUCCCAUCUAUUAGAAGCCUUAAGAACAUGGGUUACAAGCUGUAUGCCAGCAUGGGUACUGCGGACUUCUACACAGAGCAUGGAGUCGAGGUAGAACCAGUGCUGUGGACGUUCGAGAAUAUCGGUAUGCACGAGGAUUCCAGUCCGAGCGAACUUCGGCAUCUCGCCGAUUUUCUGUCGAAGAAGCAAUUCGAUCUCGUGAUCAAUCUGCCGAUGAGGAACGGCGGUGCCCGUCGUGUUUCCAAUUUCAUGACUCACGGUUACAGGACAAGAAGACUCGCGGUCGAUUACUCCGUGCCUUUGGUCACAGAUGUCAAAUGCGCGAAACUACUGGUCGAGGCGAUGAGAAUGGUUGGCGGAAAAGCCCCGCGCAUGAAAACUCACACUGACUGCAUAACGUCGCGCAGGAUGAUUAAGUUACCUGGUUUUAUCGACGUACACGUGCACACCCGUGAACCAGGUGCUGUUCACAAGGAGGACUACGCCUCUUGCACCGCGGCUGCUCUCGCCGGCGGUAUCACGACCAUUUUCGCGAUGCCAAACACUAAUCCGGCAGUGGUAGACCAUCAGACUUUCGCUCUAGCUAAAGAAAGAGCCGCAGCUGGUGCACGAUGCGAUUAUGCACUAUUCGUCGGUGCAUCAUUGGACAACUACGAUAUUAUACCAGAAAUAGCGCCGCAUGCAGCCGCCCUGAAGAUGUACCUAAACGAGACAUUCACCACCCUUCGUCUCACCGACCUUACGGUUUGGAUUAAGCAUUUCGAAAGCUGGCCCAGGAAAUAUCCAGUGUGUGUGCACGCCGAGGGACAAACAACAGCUGCAGUUCUUCUGCUCGCGAGUUUACACAACAGACCAAUCCACGUGUGUCACGUUGCGCGCAAAGAAGAGGUAGAAAUUAUACGCGCCGCCAAGGAGCAUGGAUUGGCAGUCACGUGCGAGGUAUGUCCGCAUCAUUUGUUCCUCUGUGAAGAUGACUUGGAACGAAUAGGUAGGGAAAGAGGCCAGGUGAGGCCCACUCUAGGAACGAAGAAGGACCAACAGGCUCUCUGGGACAAUUUGGACAUUAUUGAUUGUUUCGCUACCGAUCAUGCUCCACACACCGUGCAAGAAAAAUCCUCUGAGAAGCCACCUCCAGGAUUCCCCGGGCUGGAAACCAUCCUACCGUUGUUACUCAAUGCUGUGCACGAAGGAAGAUUGACCAUGGAGAACAUUAUCGACAAGUUAUACCGAAAUCCCAAAAAGAUCUUCAACAUCCCCGACCAACGUCACACUUACAUCGAGGUCGAUUUAGACGACGAAUGGGUUAUCCCAGAAGCAAUGCCGUUCAGCAAAUCGGGAUGGACGCCCUUUGCUGGUAUGAAGAUUCGCGGUUCUGUGCAUAGAGUAGUCUUAAGAGGCGAGGUUGCUUACGUGGAGGGACAAGUCCUGGUAAAUCCCGGAUUCGGUCAAGACAUCAGGGAUGUUCAACAUAAGAUGAAAGCUCCACCAACGAUCCACGUGCCGAUAGCAGACGCUAUCAGCAAACCGCUGUCACUGCUGGAUGGUCUCUUGUCACCAAAUAAUGAGAAACACAACGCACGCGCCGAUCGUAUUGCUGAUUUAUCCGAAGAGGAACUAAAUGAAUCGUUUGCAUCUCUUCUACAACCAUUGACGCACAAAUCAAACGUAUGCUUUGCGCUGGAUGUCGACACGAAAGAACAUUCUAAAACACUACCUUUUCAAAGGACCAUUUCUCCAUUACCAAUUAGUAAUGCCACCAAAUACAAAAGCGACAGUAAUCCGAAUCUUCUUAUGACCACCGUCACGCCGGCUCCUGCCGUUCACACAAGCCUGGUUGGACAUCAUGUACUCACCGUGAACAUCUUUAAUAAGGAAAUAUUGAAAGAUAUAUUCUUCCUUGCCGAACUCUUCCGUAAUGCCAUCAGAAAAGAGCGACCUUUGGAUCACAUACUAAAGGGAAAAAUUAUGGCUUCCAUCUUCUAUGAAGUCAGCACAAGAACAUCGUGCAGUUUCGCUGCCGCGAUGCAACGUCUUGGAGGUCGCGUGAUACACAUGGACGGUUCUACAUCAUCAGUUCAAAAAGGAGAAACGUUAGAAGAUUCCGUAGCAAUUAUGGCAGGAUACGCGGAUGUGGUAGUACUUAGGCACCCACAGCCAAACGCAGUAGCGAGAGCCGCGCAGCAUUGUAGAAAACCAUUAUUGAAUGCCGGUGACGGAGUUGGCGAACACCCCACGCAAGCAUUGCUCGAUAUUUUUACGAUACGAGAUGAAUUUGGGACCGUAAACGGCCUCACAAUCACGAUGGUAGGAGACUUGAAAAAUGGCAGAACAGUUCAUUCCCUCGCAAGGUUACUGACCUUAUACAACGUGGAACUUCGUUAUGUGUGCCCACCUGGCCUCGAAAUGCCAGAUCAAGUCACUAAUUACGUGGCCAAGCGCGGAAUCCUACAAGAAAAGUUUGCCACUCUGGAAGAGGCACUGCCUGAGACUGACGUCCUUUACAUGACUCGAAUACAACGCGAGCGUUUCGCUACACAGGAGGAAUAUAAUCAGGUGUGCGGACACUUCAUAGUCACCCCGCAAUUGAUGUCGCGCGCAAAGAGGAAGAUGACGGUGAUGCAUCCCUUGCCACGCGUCUUCGAAAUAAGCACCGAGUUCGAUACCGAUCCGCGAGCAGCUUACUUUCGACAAGCCGAAAACGGGGUCUACGUACGCAUGGCAUUACUGGCUAUGGUCCUUGGACGCACUUGAUCUACGGUCACUCGUCGCUUGUAGGUCAUGGCACUUCCGCCAGCCUGGUGAACAAGGUCAAUAACGCUCGCCACCGUAGACACGCUCGCACUUUCAAUCAGACUGUGAUACGUUCGUGAGAACGUCGCCAAGUUACAAAUCUUUCUGACAUUCCUAUUAUUAGCUGUCAAGAGCUUAGCAAUCAUUUUCUAACGAAACUUACAGUAAACUUUGACAACAGGGAUUUUUACAAUGCAUUUUUGAUAAUACAUUAAAAUACUUCCAAUGCUUUUAAUAUGUUGAUAUAUUUUGUCUCGAAGCAAUUCUUGUUUCUGCUACAUAUAUUUCUAAGAACUAUAUUCUAUAGUUAUAGAACUUUAUUAUAUAGUUCUUAGGAAAUUUACAAGCGCACGCGAGCCUAAAAAUAAUUUUUAGAAAACGUUUUAAACGAUACCAUGCAUAAAAAAAUUGUAAGUGAAAUUUCAAAAGAAAUUAAACGACAAAAAUUUAUAACCGAAGUACAAAUAUUUUAAGAAUUUUGAUAUUCUAAAUUCUGUACUACGUACAGAAACAUUAAACAGAUUUUAUUAUUUUUGAUACAUAAUGUUCAAUACAACAAAUGCAUACAUAUAUCAGAAAUACAAGAUUAAAGACAUAUAUUUGUACAAUACAAAUACAAAACAAAAAUAUAACGCA
Odontomachus brunneus is the source of this 8308-nucleotide messenger RNA. RefSeq names its product CAD protein (gene rudimentary). NCBI's taxonomy places the organism in Eukaryota, Metazoa, Arthropoda, Insecta, Hymenoptera, Formicidae. Gene Ontology annotation, biological process: L-glutamine metabolic process; 'de novo' pyrimidine nucleobase biosynthetic process; L-arginine biosynthetic process. Bases 821 to 7633 code for a protein of 2270 amino acids. The record is from RefSeq and is a predicted model, not a curated record. Gene Ontology annotation, cellular component: carbamoyl-phosphate synthase complex; cytoplasm. The transcript has 26 exons. Gene Ontology annotation, molecular function: aspartate carbamoyltransferase activity; hydrolase activity, acting on carbon-nitrogen (but not peptide) bonds, in cyclic amides; amino acid binding.